UUGCCCCGGUGGGAAUUUCCCCCCCCAUUCCCGCUCCCCCCGUGCCUCACUUUUCCCGGGAUUCCUCCUCCACAGGCCGGGGCGGGGAGACGGUUCGCGGGAUCCGCCGGAUCUCCGGGGCCAGGGUGGAAUGUGGGCGCGAUCCCGAAUCCAGCCUGGCCCCCAUCCGGGUCAUCCAGAUCUCGGGAACGCGCCGGGAGGUCGAGGCUGCCAAGAGGCUGAUCCUGGAGAAGCUGUCGGAGGACGCGGCGUUCCGCAGGGAUCUGGCCCUGGCGGCCGCUUCCCGCUGCCCUCGGAAGCAGCCCCUGGGCAGCCGCCGGGACCCGGAGCCGCUUCCCGCCGGGACGUCGGAGCGCUGGGAUACGGAGUGGUGGGAAGGAGCCAUCCCGGGGCAGCGGGAGGGGAGCGAGGAGACGGAGGAGACGGAGUUUGGGAAUGAGGAGACGGAACUCGGGAAUGAGGAGACGGAGCUCGGGAAGGAGACGGAGCUUGGGAAGGAGGAGACGGAGCUUGGGAAGGAGGAGACGGAGCUUGGGAAGGAGGAGACGGAGCUCGGGAAUGAGGAGACGGAGCUCGGGAAGGAGCUGGAGGAGCUGGAAAACGGGAAUGAGGAAGUGGAGCUUGGGAUGGAGCUGAAGGAGCUGGAAAAUGGGAACGAGGAGCCGGAGAACGGGAAUGAGGAGCCGGAGGAUGGGAAUGAGGAGCCAGAGGCUGGGAAUGAGAAGCCAGAGGGUGGGAAUGAGGAGCCGGGGCUGGGAAUGAGGAACCAGGGCUGGGAAUGAGGAGUCAGAGGUUGG
Messenger RNA from Corapipo altera (White-ruffed manakin), 797 nucleotides. Its product is annotated as involucrin-like. Gene Ontology annotation, molecular function: RNA binding. NCBI's taxonomy places the organism in Eukaryota, Metazoa, Chordata, Aves, Passeriformes, Pipridae. The record is from RefSeq and is a predicted model, not a curated record. The transcript is spliced from 3 exons. The annotation marks the transcript as partial.